AUGAUCUGCCCGCAGGUGUGCAGCUGCAUCUGGCGAAACGGCAAGCAGACGACCAUCUGCGAGAACCAGAAUCUGAUAUCGAUUCCCAAUCAGAUAUCGCCCUCGACUCAGGUCCUCGACCUGAACACCAACAACUUUCAGAUUCUGCCGUCGAGAGCCUUCCAGGAGCGCGGUCUCAUCAACCUGCAGAAGCUCUUUCUGCCCCGCUGUAAGCUGGGCGCCAUCGCCGAUGACGCCUUUGUGCAGCUGACCAACCUGGUGGAGCUGGACCUGAGCGAAAACCUCCUGACGACGGUGCCGGUGAAGGCGCUGGCGAACACCACAAAUCUUCGGCGUCUUCUUCUCAAUGGCAAUCACAUUGCGACGAUCAGCGCUGAAGCUUUUGCGCCGCUUACCAGUCUGAAGUUUCUGAAUCUUUCAGGCUGCCAGACGCACACCAUCGAAGCGCGGGCCUUCUGGGGCCUGGCCGACCUCGAGUACCUCUACCUGCACUCGAACCAACUCACCACCCUGCCGUACGCCGUCGUCCAGGACCUGCCCGCCCUCUACUCCUUUGACCUGUACCGCAAUCCGUGGGUGUGCAACUGCGAGAUGCGCGCCACCCGCGAGUGGAUGAUCCGCAACAACGUCGGCCAGUCGAUUCCGCCCGCCUGCGAGCUGCCCCUCCGCCUCUCCGGCCUCAUGUGGAACAGCCUCGACCUCGAUGACUUUGCCUGUCAGCCGGAGAUGCUCAGCACCACCGUGGAGGUGGCCCGGCCAGCGGGCGCCAACGCCACCCUUGUCUGCACCGUCAAGGGACUGCCCGAGCCAAAGAUUUACUG
Messenger RNA from Rhagoletis zephyria (snowberry fruit fly), 821 nucleotides. Lineage: Eukaryota; Metazoa; Arthropoda; Insecta; Diptera; Tephritidae. The record is from RefSeq and is a predicted model, not a curated record.